Molecule: messenger RNA, 999 nt
Organism: Rhinolophus ferrumequinum (greater horseshoe bat)
Lineage: Eukaryota; Metazoa; Chordata; Mammalia; Chiroptera; Rhinolophidae
Gene: NOL7
Product: nucleolar protein 7
Exons: 8
Coding region: 26-886 (286 amino acids)
Cellular component (GO): nucleus
Molecular function (GO): RNA binding
Source: RefSeq, a predicted model, not a curated record
UGGGCCUCCGAGCCUGUAGGGGGCGAUGAAACCAGCGUGGCUUACUCCUCACCCCACACGGGGCUUGCGGGGGGCUGCUUCCAGGUCAGAGGUCAGACGGUCCGGCGCGGCGUGGGCCAUGGUGCAGCUUCGGCCGCGCGCGUCCCGCGCCCCGGCGUCGGCGUCGGCGAUGGUGGACGAGAGCCAGCCCACCUCGGAGGAGGAGGCGGAGCACGGCCUGUUGCUCGGGCAGCCCAGCAGCGGCGCGGCGGCCGAGCCGCUGCAGGAAGACGACGAAGGGGAUGAAGAAUUUGACGACGAAGCCCCGGAGGAGCUUACUUUCGCCAGCGCCCAGGCGGAAGCGAGAGAAGAGGAGCGGCGAGUUCGGGAGACAGCGCGCAGGGAUAAAACACUUUUGAAAGAAAAGAGGAAGCGACGCGAGGAGCUGUUCAUCGAACAAAAGAAAAGGAAGCUCCUUCCAGACUCCAUUCUAGAGAAGUUGACUACAGUUUCACAGACUAACAUAAAGAAAUCACCAGGCAAGUUAAAAGAAGUUAAUUUACAGAAGAAAAAUGAAGAAUGUGAAAAAGGAAGUGAUUCCAAGAAAGCUAAAGUACAAAAAGUUCAGUCUGUCAGCCAGAAUAAAAGCUACUGGGCUCUAAGGCUAAAAGAUCAAGAUCUGAGAGAUUCAAGGCAACAAGCAGCCAAAGCCUUCAUACAAAAUUCUUUGUACGGUCCAGGAACCAACAGAACUACUGUAAAUAAGUUCCUGUCUCUUGACAACAAGAGGUUACCAGUGAAAAAGGCUGCAGCCCAGUUUUUGAAUAAUGGUUGGGGAACCCAGAAAAAACAAAAUGCUAAGAGGUUUAAAAAACGGUGGAUGGUCAGAAAGAUGAAAAACUUCUAAGAAGUAGAUCAAAGCUAAAUGAAGAAUGAGAACUUUGGAUGUGUAAAACUUAAUAGUUUAGAAGAUUGACUUGUCUUAAAAAAUCUAAUAAAUCAUUUAUAAAUCAUUGUAAA